AAUUUCCGGCAGCCCUUCCUUCUUGGUCCUCUCAUUCAACCUUCUCUCCAUCUCAACUCUUUUCUCCCAUACUCCCUACCUCUACCAUGGCGAAAUCAGCUACCCCUGCCGCCGCUGCGAAGAAGAAUGCAGAUGCAAAGGCCAUCAAGAAGAGCAAGAAGGAAGGCAAACCCGUCGUCACUGCUCCUGCGCCUGUAGCUGUCAAGGAGGAAAAGAAAUCCAAGAGCAAGAAGGAAAAGGUCGUCAAGCCCCCGACUCCACCAGAGACCGAAUCAGAGUCUGAGGAAGAGUCUGAGGAGGAGUCUGAGGAGGAGGAAAGCAGCGAAGAGGACAGUGAUUCUUCCGAUGAGGAAGAGGAAGAGGCGGCUAAGCCAGCGGCCAAGACUAAGGCUAACGGCACAAAGGGCAAGGUCGCGGUUGCUCCUGCCAAGAAGGACGAAAGCGAGUCCGAGGAUGACUCUGAUGAAGACGAGGAGGACUCGAGCGACGACGAUGAGGAUGAGGAGGAGGAGGCACCUGCCUCCAAAGCCCCUGCUAAGACUGCGGCCAAAGACGACUCAUCUGAUGAGGAUGAAGACAGCGACGAGGAAAGCGACGACGAAGAGGAUGAGGAGGCAGCCAAGCCUGCCGCCGCUGAGGAGGACGAUGAAGAUGACGACGACAGCGAGUCUGACUCUGACGACGACGAUGAUGAUGAGGAAGAGGCAGAUGAAGCUAUGGAGGUCGACCAAAAGGCUAACGGCAAGCGAAAGGCUGAGACUGAGGCCGCUCCUUCCAAGAAAGCCAAGACCGACGCUACUGCCAGUGCCAGUGCCAGUGCCGGUGGCAACGCUCUCGGAGCUCCUGGUGGCGAAUCUGAGCCUACUCUCACUGUCUUUGUUGGACAGUUGUCCUGGAACGUUGACGACGAUUGGCUCGCUUCCGAGUUCGAAUCCUGCGGCACUAUCGAAUCGGCCAAGGUCAUGCUCGACAGAGAUUCCGGUCGAUCAAAAGGAAUGGGUUUCGUCACCUUUACCGACCUCGAGGCGUCUGCCAAGGCCGUCGAGCUCAAUGGCAAGGAGUUGGAUGGACGUACCAUCCGAGUCAACUAUGCUAAACCUCGUCAACCUCGUGAGGCCGCUGCGAAACGUGCAAACGCAUACGGAGACCAGACUUCCCCUCCCAACGUCACCCUGUACGUCGGUGGACUGUCUUACUCCAUGACGGAAGAUCAAAUCUAUGAGGCUUUCGGCGAGUUUGGGGACAUUGAACGUGUGCGGGUUCCCACAGAUCGGGACACUGGGGCUCCGAAAGGAUAUGCCUACGUACAAUAUUCCAGCUUGGACGAAUCCAAGGCUGCAUUUGAGGGCAUGCAGGGCAAGGAGCUGGCCGGACGGUACAUCCGAGUCGAUUACGAUCGACCAAAGACUGAGGGCGGAGACAGGUCGUUCGGAGAUGGCGGACGAGGUCGUGGUGGACGAGGAGGUGGAAGGGGAGGAUUCGGAGGCGACCGUGGUGGACGUGGAGGUGGUUUCGGCGGUCGUGGAGGUGGUCGAGGUGGAUUCGGUGGUGAUCGAGGUGGUGGAAGAGGUCGAGGCUUUGGCGGUGGACGAGGUAGAGGCGCGCCGCGAGGGUGAGUAGUUCUUUAUUUCAAUUAAAUCGCCUGCCUGUCGAAGUCGAAGUCUGGUAUGCUGACUCGGGAUUGUCUCUGCUUCAGUGGUGCUCGAACCGGCGGAAUCGUCCCUGCUGAGAAUCAAAAGAUUUCUUUCGACUAGAGAGAGAAAUUUCAUCUCUGAUCAUGUUAUCUUAAAACCCCUUCCUGUCUCCUCUCCCACCCUCUUUCAUUUCACAUUGUGUUGUCUUGAGCUCGUGUGAAUCUCGAGACGCCAUAGGAGAGAUUUCAGGGGGUCUCUCAUCGGUUCUACUUUUCAUGUGUAUGCAUUGCGAUUAGAU
Kockovaella imperatae is the source of this 1932-nucleotide messenger RNA. RefSeq lists its product as hypothetical. The record is from RefSeq and is a predicted model, not a curated record. The transcript is spliced from 5 exons. Gene Ontology annotation, molecular function: RNA binding. The coding region runs from base 87 to 1616 and encodes 509 amino acids. NCBI's taxonomy places the organism in Eukaryota, Fungi, Basidiomycota, Tremellomycetes, Tremellales, Cuniculitremaceae.